CAAGAAGGGACAAAAACAUCGAUGCAUCGAUGGUAACAUCGAUGUUCUUCCACCUCUAUUGUUUUGGCAAUAUCUUUGUUUACGCAAAAUCCCCAUGUUAAAAUGCCAAAACAAUGAAUUCUCCGCUUUACACAAACACGAGUAGCUAUGUGGAGAGCGCUCGGGUGUAUUUGAAGCAGGACGCCACAUCCACAAUUGUGAUAAAGUGCUGCCUUUGCAGUGCCGACGCAUUCAUCAGGGCCGGGUGGGAUGUGUUUUUGAAUCAUUUAAGAUGCCGGCACAAGGAUGCCAGCAAGCUGGACUGCGAUGAGAGUGAAAUACAUGAUGAAAUAGAACUAGAGUUGUCAGAUGCUGAAGAUAAUAGCACAUCGGAAUCUCAGGGUGUAGGCAACGAAGAGGAGCAGAGAGAGGUCUUUACGAACGUUGAGUUUCUGGAUGACGAUACCUCGGACGACAAUGAUUUGAGCCGCGAAUCAGAGGCAGAAGAGGAAAAUGAAAACAGCAAAGAUAACUACGUCCUGAACACGCCGCAGAAGCCCUUCUACAACUUGCUCCGUACGAGUCCGGAGAUAAUGCUCCAUUUCAACGGGCUGUUCAGAAAGGAGCGCCUGGAGAGUGCUCAACGGGUUUCGGAUGCUAUGGCUAAGCGCUUCUGUUUCUCGCUGUUGCCGCAGGUAGUUUGCACGAGCUCUCGAUCUCUUAAGGCCUGGUUCGAGCGCCAGUAUGCCAGUAAAGUGCGUUCCAAGAGCUGGCACUGCCGCUAUCCCGCCUACUACGACAGACUAAUUCAGUUUAUGCCCACAGCCCACGUAGAAGUAAAUGUUUGCGAUGAAUGCAAGCGGAGCUUCCUCAACGAAUACCAACUAGAGGUCCACAAGUACAGAGUACACUGCGGCCAGAAUCCCAACGUCUGUAGUGAGUGCAAAAAAGGGUUCCCAUGCGCCCCCAAACUGAUGGAGCAUCGGGCCCGCUACCACUUUAAGCGUGUGGAGUGGCAGUGCAAGCUGUGCUCGUAUAAUGCUGGCUCAAAAUGGGAUUAACAACAGCACCUGAACGUGCACUCCGGCCAGCGGAACUACACAUUUGAAAUGUGCGGUCAAUCGUACAAGAGCACCACUGCCCUCGCAGUUCAUCGGCGAACCCAUUCACAGCCACAACUGGCCUGUCUCCACUGUCAGAAGCACUUUCGAGAGAACUGUACCCUCAAAAAUCAUAUAAAGAGAGUUCACAAACGCGAAAAUUCUCGAAACUACGCUUGCCGCGUGUGCUGGAGGAGAUUUCAAACCGUUGAGGUAUUGAGAUUGCACGAACGAGUUCACGUAAAUGUGCAGCAGAAGGGACUGUCUGAGACAGAUGCUGAUGACCCGGCUGGCUCAGAGAUUGAGUAAUUUUUGGUUCAUUAAACUUAUUGAAAGUAAACUUUUACUUGA
Molecule: messenger RNA, 1430 nt
Organism: Drosophila miranda
Lineage: Eukaryota; Metazoa; Arthropoda; Insecta; Diptera; Drosophilidae
Product: zinc finger protein 112-like
Exons: 2
Coding region: 114-1040 (308 amino acids)
Source: RefSeq, a predicted model, not a curated record